GUGUGCGUCUUGACCGAGUGCGUGGAGGCCGCCAGAAAUACAAGCGACGGCUGGACGCGGAGAACAGCCCGUACCUGAGCUUACAGAUUUCCCCACCUGCUAAAAAGCCAUUGACCAAGAUCGUCUCCUACCUGCUGGUGGCGGAGCCAAACAAGCUCUAUGCCAGGCCUCCCCCCGGCAUGCCUGAGGGCGACAUCAAGGCCCUGACCACUCUCUGUGACCUGGCCGACCAAGAGCUCGUGGUCAUCAUCGGCUGGGCCAAGCACAUCCCAGGUGAGUCACAUAGGGCCAGGGAGAGA
Molecule: messenger RNA, 299 nt
Organism: Myotis brandtii (Brandt's bat)
Lineage: Eukaryota; Metazoa; Chordata; Mammalia; Chiroptera; Vespertilionidae
Product: steroid hormone receptor ERR2-like
Exons: 2
Source: RefSeq, a predicted model, not a curated record